This is a messenger RNA of Vigna radiata var. radiata (mung bean), 1582 nucleotides long. Its product is annotated as zinc finger protein CONSTANS-LIKE 15. The transcript has 4 exons. NCBI's taxonomy places the organism in Eukaryota, Viridiplantae, Streptophyta, Magnoliopsida, Fabales, Fabaceae. Gene Ontology annotation, molecular function: protein binding; zinc ion binding. Bases 308 to 1426 code for a protein of 372 amino acids. The record is from RefSeq and is a predicted model, not a curated record.
GAAGAAGAGCAACGGCGGCCCCGAGAGAGGUUUGUCGGAAAGAGGGAAGUUUGCAGAGGAAAGGAGGUGCAAAAAGAGGUGGAGGACGCACAUGCAUGAAACACAGUCACUGAGUCUCACUCUUACUCACUUACACUCACACACACAGCAAAUAACACAGGCUAAGCCAAAAAAGUGACCAAAUAUCUUUCCAUUCCACCUCCUUCCUGUCCCCACCAGAUUGCGUCUCCACCUUCCCCAUGCUUAUCAUGUGCAUCUCCCAUCGCUAACACAACACAACACAACCUUUCUCUCUCACUAACCAACCAUGUUGCCCUGCGAUUACUGUCACACCAAACCCGCCUUACUCUUCUGCCGACCCGACUCUGCCAAACUCUGUCUCCUCUGCGACCACCACGUCCACACCGCUAACGCUCUCUCCCUAAAGCACGUCCGCUUCCAGAUUUGCGACACCUGCAACACCGACACCGCCACCGUCCGCUGCUCUGCCCACAAUCUCAUCCUCUGCCACGCCUGCGACCUCGACGCUCACGCCCACGCCCCGGCCUCCCUCCACCACCGCCACCGCCUCCUUGGCCUCUCUGGCUGCCCCUCCCUCCACCAGAUUGCCACCGCCCUUGGCCUUGAUCUCCGCCUGCGCCACGCCAACUGCCGCGACGAGGUCUACCAGCAGGUCCUCGAAGUCGCGCGCACCAGGAACGAGAACGAGUUUGCGCGUUCCGAGACUGAGGAAUUCAGGUUGGAGUCUGAAAAUGACGUCGUCGACGAGAUGUUGCUGCAGCAGACGCCGUUCACGUCCUUGCUCGGGAUGCCUGAUUCCCAAUCUGAAUUCGAUGCCGCCAAAACUAACGAUAACGGUUACGGAGCCCAAGUUGGAGAUCUUCUCUGGAAUUUUGAUCCCAACUAUCAGCCUCCUCAGGUGUGGGAUUUUGAAUUACAGAAAUCAAGAGGUUGUGAUGAACCAGGAGUGGUGACAUUUGAUGGUCUAGAAGUUCCAAAAUCAUUUCAGGAUGUGCACAAUAUGAAUUACUCGACCACUGGUGAUGAUAUUCUAUCAAGAAAUAACCAAUCGGAUCAGUCAUCAUCAAGCCACGCAAAGAAGAAAGAAGAAAGCAACAAGAAAGCCAGAGGUGGGUUAUCAUCAGAGUCCAAAUUGUUAGAAUCAAUACCGUAUAGUGACACAAACAAUGUGGUAGUCAUGGAGCAUCUUGUGGGUGGGAAUGCAAAUGUUAGCACCUUAAAAGCCAGGGUUAGCGUGGAAGAGUUGGCUAAGAAUAGAGGUAAUGCAAUGUUACGCUACAAGGAAAAGAAGAAAUCUCGAAGGUACGAUAAACACAUUCGCUAUGAAUCAAGAAAGGCCAGGGCUGAUACCAGAAAGAGGGUGAGAGGGAGAUUUGUGAAGGCAAGUGAUGUUCAAGCAGGAUGAGUGCCUUUUCAGAAACCUCAUCCUAGUUCAAUGCUAUUGUGUGUAUACAUAAGUUACACUAUCAGAGAAAUAUGGAUAUAUUCUAAUUUUCAUAAACUCCCUGAGCAUUGAUUGGUUGAUUGAUUUGAAUCAUUUUUGGUAGAUGUUUUAUUUCAA